This is a messenger RNA of Ilex paraguariensis (yerba mate), 2151 nucleotides long. NCBI's taxonomy places the organism in Eukaryota, Viridiplantae, Streptophyta, Magnoliopsida, Aquifoliales, Aquifoliaceae. The record is from the annotation of a GenBank genome assembly.
CAAGGUUCUAACUUCCUUGCUUUUUCUCCUAAUAGUGGCUCUCAUCACGCAUGAUUUUACUCCAAGAUGCCUGCAAUUCACUAAGGUACCUCAUUUUCUCACCAUGCAUAAGUAUGAGGUUGGCAUCUUGGAAGAAGACAAUAAUUGUUGCCGUCAAGAUUUGUAAAAACUAAGCAAGUAUAAUGGGUGCCUGUGUAUCAACACCAUCUAAUGGAAUUAAAUCAAGGAGGAAGCACCGUCACAGGUCAAGAAAAUACCAAGGAAAGCUUUCCCAUUCAAUGCCUGAUGGAACCAGGAAAAGGAACAGUGAUGCAGGUGCUUGUAUGACGGAUUUUGCUGUUAGUGAGUUUGUUCAUACAACCACCACCUGCAGAAGAUCUGAGGUUUCCAAUUCGACAUUCCAUCUCACUCAGGUGCAAUGGCACCAUAGUCAAAUUGAUGCGAAUGUAAUUUGCCAAGAGGAAUCAUGGUUUGACACACUCAGCAUUUUGGAGUCUGACUCAGAUGAUGAGUUCAGCAGUGUGCAUGGGGACUUUUUUCCGAACGUUUCAAGUGGACAAGUGCUUCAGUAUGAAACUUCAUCAUGCUUUGUGGAUAGCAAGUGUAAGUACAAAGAAUACCAUGAAAGAUAUUUGAAAAUAGAUAGUGGAAAAACAGAGAAGAUCGUGAACAAAGAUGGAUUCAAGGAACCAAAUGGAUUUGCACUCAUGAGUAAGCAGGGCUAUGAGCUUUCAUGCUUGGGAAGGGGUGAAGAGUAUUUCUCCAAGAGAAACAAAAAGUUGGACCGUUCUUAUAGAAGCUUCAAUGCUGUAAAAGGGGAUGGACAUGAUUCUGAAGAGAAAACUCAAGAGAACAUUGAAGAAACUGGCUUACCUCGGUUGUUUCCUUCUGUGAGUUUCAAUGACAAGAUUAUUAAUGCUUCAAGUUUAGGUCCCCAAUCUCAAAGAAAGAAAUCAGCAGUUAUCAGGCUUUCUUUAGUGAGAAAAUCGGUAGAUGGAGAAGAAACCAAUGAAUUCUGUACAUCGAAAAAAUUCUAUUACCGCCCAAGAGCAGGACUCAUAAUUCCAUGUUGUACCAAAGAGAAGCCCACUCCCAUUAGUUGGUCUGAGAUUGAACCCUCAAGAUUUAAGCUUCGGGGCGAUAACUAUUUUAAAGAUAACAAGAAACUCCCUGCUCCAAAUUGCUGUCCUUAUACUCCAGUAGGUGUUGACUUAUUUGUGUGCCCAAGAAAAGUUAAUAACAUUGCUGAACACCUUGAGCUUCCUUCUGUAAAAGCAGAUGGGAAAGUGCCUCCACUCCUCAUUGUCAACAUUCAGUUGCCUACUUAUCCUGCUCCAAUGUUCCUUGGUGAUAGCGAUGGAGAGGGUUUGAGCCUUGUACUAUAUUUCAAACUUUCUGAGAAUUUUGAGGAAGACAUCUCUCCCCAGUUUCAGAAUAGCAUUAAGAGAUUGAUAGAGGAUGAAAUGGAAAAGGUUAAAGGAUUCACGAAAGAGUCCACAGUUCCUUUCAGAGAAAGGUUAAAGUUAAUGGUUGGGGUGGAUAAUCCGGAUGAUUUUGUAUUGAGUUCGGCUGAAAGAAAGCUUUUGCAUGCUUAUAACGACAAACCUGUCCUUUCGCGCCCUCAACACAAUUUUUAUCAGGGACCCAAUUACUUUGAGAUUGACCUUGACAUUCAUCGGUUCAGCUACAUAGCAAGAAAGGGAUUGGAAGCAUUCCGGGAGCGUCUGAAAGCUGGAAUACUGGAUUUGGGUUUAACAAUUCAGGCACAGAAGCCUGAAGAACUGCCAGAGAAAGUGCUUUGCUGCAUGAGGCUGAACAAGAUUGACUUUGUUAAUCAUGGCCAAAUACCAACAAUUGUGGCUCUUCCUGAUGACUGAUUCCGACGACAACGGAAUCCAUUGCCUGGCAUUUGCUGUUGUUGACAUCUGCGUGAGGAGAAUCCAUAUAGCCAUGUACACAUCUCAUAACUUUAUGAAAGGAAGAAAGACCUGUUUUUCCAACAUGGCAUUAGUAAAAUUUCCUUUCACGUUGACCCAAUAAUGUUGUCAACAAAAAUGUUCUUGUAUUUAUAUGUAUCAUGUAUAGUAAUUUUUAUGUUGCUAUAAAAGAAAUGGAAAGUAAGAAUGAUGUAUUUUUUAUGCUCGGUAUGGA